UGGUUCAUAGGUUGAUGCUCAACUACUGAGCCACUUGGGCGGGGCAAAUUUGGGACCUUUCUUGCUAUGAGCCAUUGAGUCUGGAAGUUUUUGGAGUUAUUUUUUGGUGUGAAUUGGCUGGUGGAGAGUUAGUGAAGCAUGGUGUCUUUGUUGGGGGUGAGUUCUCUUACUUAACUUGGAGGGGAUCAUUUCCAUAAAAAUGGCUUUAGGCUUGUCUAUGUAUUUUUGUAACUAAGAUUGACAAAGACUUUGGGCCUUUGAGGUUUCCAAAAAAAGCUUAAAAAUUGACUCCCCCUGUAUUUGUUUUUGUUUUGUUUUGUUGAUGGCUUCGAACCUUCUGCUAGGAAGAGACCUGGGAAAUUAAGUUUCUGGCAGAGUGUGGUGGGGAUUGCAGCUGCUGAGCAGGGACUCUGGAAAGUAUUGUGCACCUGAGCCCCCAGCAUGGCGGGCCUGAAGCGGCGGGUGAGCCAUGUGUGGCCGGAAGAGCAUGGGGAGCAGGAGCAUGGACUGUAUAGCCUGCAUCGCAUGUUUGACAUCGUGGGCACCCACCUGACACACAGAGACGUGCGCGUUCUUUCCUUCCUCUUUGUUGACGUUAUUGAUGACCACGAGCGUGGCCUCAUCCGAAAUGGACGUGACUUCUUAUUGGCGCUGGAGCGCCAGGGCCGCUGUGAUGAGAGUAACUUCCGCCAGGUGCUGCAGCUGCUGCGCAUCAUUACUCGCCAUGACCUGCUGCCCUAUGUCACCCUCAAGAGGAGGCGGGCCGUGUGCCCUGAUCUUGUAGACAAGUAUCUGGAGGAGACAUCAAUUCGCUAUGUGACCCCCAGAGCCCUCAGCGAUCCAGAACCAAGGUCUCCUCAACCCCCUAAAACAGUGCCUCCCCACUAUCCUGUGGUGUGCUGCCCCACUUCGGGCUCUCAGAUGUGUAGCAAGAGGUCAGCUCGAGGGAGAGCCACACUUGGGAGCCAGCGAAAACGCCGGAAGUCAGUGACACCGGAUCCCAAGGAAAAACAGACAUGUGACAUCAGACUGCGGGUUCGGGCUGAAUACUGCCAGCAUGAGACUGCUCUGCAGGGCAACGUCUUCUCUAACAAGCAGGACCCACUUGAGCGCCAGUUUGAGCGCUUUAACCAGGCCAACACCAUCCUCAAGUCCCGGGACCUGGGCUCCAUCAUCUGUGACAUCAAGUUCUCUGAGCUCACCUACCUCGAUGCAUUCUGGCGCGACUACAUCAAUGGCUCGUUACUAGAGGCACUGAAAGGUGUCUUCAUCACAGACUCCCUCAAGCAGGCUGUGGGCCAUGAAGCCAUCAAGCUGCUGGUGAAUGUGGACGAGGAGGACUAUGAGCUGGGCCGACAGAAACUCCUGAGGAACUUAAUGCUGCAGGCCUUGCCCUGACCUUCCCUCAUGGGACUGGACCCACCACUCACCUCUGGAGCAUAUGUACUGUUCUGGGGUUUGUUCUCUCCCCUUCCACCUGAUCACACCCCUUUUUUUUUUUUUUUUUUUUUUUUUUUUUUUAGGAAAAGACAAAGGAAAACGGAAGUGGUGUUUCCCACCCCUCCCUGCACCCAUGUGCCUGGAUUCCCGUUUCCCUUUCCACUCACCCCCUAUGUGUCUGCAGCUACCUUACCACUGAGCCGCAAGACAGAUGUAUAGGGAGAAGCAAAGUUUGGAGGACAGACUGAAGUGAACACUGCAUCUGGGUGCAUUGAGGGGCUGUCGGUACUUCUGGCUUUAAGAGGGCUCUUACAUUUUGUCUGAAAAACCAAAGGGCUGUGAGUAAGGGAGCUGUGUUGUGUGGGAGGUGAGACUCUGAAGUGUAUUUUGGAAAUUCACCACCACCCUCUCCCAAAUUAUAGAAUUUUUAAAAAAGAAGCUGUGGCCCUUUCCACUCUC
Molecule: messenger RNA, 1899 nt
Organism: Miniopterus natalensis
Lineage: Eukaryota; Metazoa; Chordata; Mammalia; Chiroptera; Miniopteridae
Gene: DEDD
Product: death effector domain containing
Biological process (GO): regulation of apoptotic process; extrinsic apoptotic signaling pathway via death domain receptors; apoptotic process
Cellular component (GO): nucleolus
Molecular function (GO): DNA binding; protein binding
Source: RefSeq, a predicted model, not a curated record